UGAGGGUGGAGUAAAGAAAAAUACAAAGACAAUCCUCACCAAACGCCAUCUUGAAACUGUGGCACUGGUCACAGAAGAGGGAAACGUUGAGGAUACUGCACGCAUGGGAAAAUGCUGUACUGCCGUGCUUGUCUUGGAUACGCUCAUGACUUGACAGCAGCCGUGUUGACAAAACGAAUUAACUGUUGAUCUCAUGUGUGUUUCCCAACGACGUGUCUGAUUAAAUCUUGGUUGUUCAAAAGCUGCACUUGGAUACGAUUUUUACAGACACUGGUUGCCAGCUUUUACCGUAUGCUUAACAAGCUCGCAAAAGUCAACGGACAGAACACGUUGCAAUCCAUUGGGAAGGGAAAAUGCAAUGUCUCUGUUUGGAAUCGGAUUAUGCGCUAGCAUAACGUUAACGUUACAUUUUGGAAGGUGAAGACAGCGUUGUGAGGACCAAGAAAUUAGAUGUAUCAAAUAUAACGUUAGUCCACUACAUGUGGUGUAUUGAAACGUCUUAUUUAGCUAACGUUAGAUAAUUUACGAUAACUAGACUAAGUAAUUUAAACUACCUGACGCUAGCUAACGUACACAUUUUUAAGAUUCAGGGUUAAUUAGCUAUGUUCCAUGGUAUUGUUGCUAAAUAUACCUAGUUUAGUCUUAUUAGGUCAAAUAACAAUGUUGAACAAUUGGAAAUCGUUAGUAAUAUUGCUAGCUACUAGUAGUACUGUAACAUGCUAACUAACGUUUAGAUGGGUCGUUAGACAAACCUGCAACAAGUCAGUCAAUAGCUAUGGUUUUUUAACCAUUUUGUAGUCUCUAACUAGCUACACAAGUAUCACUUCUUCCAUAUUUGUGGACAUAAUUCGUCGGGACCUUCAACUGUGUAACGUAGUAGCUGGCCAGUGGAUCUUUUGGAGUGGGUCUUCUCAACAAACACCUGUCAGCUGGAAAGUCAGUGUCAAUACCACAACAUGUUGUUGACAAUACUAGCUUGCAAACUAGCUGGCUAGUUACGUUAGUCUUUUAAAAAAAACUUUUUUUUAAAGCUUUUUGCACAGACCUUCAUAACACACAGUGGAGGAGCAAACAUUUGCAGCUGUGUGUUGUGUUUAUUUCCCGGAAAUAAAAAGGAUUUCAAUUGGAUUGAAAAUGGGAGCCGCUAGCGAGCUGGCGUUUGCUGUUUUUCUCAUCUCGUUGUCCUCAGGUGCAAUCCUGGGUCGCUCGGAGACACAGGAGUGCGUUUACUACAACUCUAGCUGGGAGAAGGAGCGAACCAACCGCAGUGGCAUCGAGCCUUGCUACGGAGACAAGGACAAGAGGCUCCACUGCUUCGCCACCUGGAAAAACACCUCGGGAACCAUCGAGAUCGUCAAGCAGGGCUGCUGGCUGGACGAUGUCAACUGCUAUGACAGUAGCGAUUGUGUGGAGACGAAAGAGAGUCCGGACGUCUUCUUUUGCUGCUGCGAAGGCAACAUGUGCAACGACAAGUUCCUCUACAGCCCCGACGCGCAGGCUGUCCAAAGUAAGUCGUCAUCGACCUCCAACCCGUUUAACCAGAAGCCUCAGCUGUUCAACACUCUGCUGUACUCUCUGGUGCCCAUUAUGGGCAUCGCCGCCAUCGUCCUCUUCUCCUUCUGGAUGUACCGUCAUCACAAGCUGGCAUACCCGCCCGUCCUGGUGCCAACACAGGACCCACUGGGGCCACACACCCCUCCUUCGCCCAUCAUGGGGCAGAAGCCAUUGCAGUUGAUCGAGGUCAAAGCCAGGGGGCGCUUCGGCUGUGUGUGGAAGGCUCAGCUCCUCGACGACUACGUGGCUGUUAAGGUCUUCCCCAUUCAGGACAAGCUUUCAUGGCAGAACGAGUAUGAGAUCUACAGCCUGAGUGGGAUGAAACACGAGAACCUGCUCCACUUUAUCGGUGUGGAGAAGAGAGGCAACAACAUGAACAUAGACCUCUGGCUCAUCACAGCCUAUCACGACAACGGCUCUCUGACUGAUUACCUGAAGGCCAACGUGGUGUCGUGGAACGAGCUGUGCCACAUCUCCCAGACCUUGGCCCGUGGCCUGGCCUAUCUCCACGAGGACAUCCCUGGGCUGAAGGACGGACACAAGCCCGCCGUCGCACACAGGGACAUGAAGAGCAAGAACGUGCUUCUGAAGAACAACCUGACAGCCUGCAUAGCGGACUUCGGCCUGGCCCUGAAGUUUGAAGCUGGGAAGUCAGCAGGAGACACCCACGGACAGGUGGGCACGAGGCGCUACAUGGCCCCUGAGGUGCUGGAGGGGGCCAUCAACUUCCAGAGAGACUCCUUCCUGAGGAUAGACAUGUACGCCAUGGGGCUGGUGCUGUGGGAGCUGGCCGUUCGCUGCACCGCUGCAGACGGUCCUGUGGAUGAGUACACACUGCCCUUCGAGGAGGAGGUCGGCCAGCACCCGUCUCUAGAGGACAUGCAGGAGGUGGUGGUCCACAAGAAGCUACGGCCCUGCCUCCGAGAGUGCUGGCAGAAACACACAGGCCUGGUGAUGCUGUGCGAGACCAUCGAGGAGUGCUGGGACCACGAGGCCGAGGCGCGGCUCUCGGCGGGCUGCGUGGAGGAACGCAUCAUCCAGAUGCGACGCCAGACCAACAUAGUCACCCCCGAGGAGAUUGUCACCGUCGUCACCAUGGUGACCAACGUGGACUUCCCUCCCAAAGAGUCCAGCCUAUGAAUGGACGGACAUUGACUGGGCGUGUCAGGUGGUGGACAUGGAGCUAUUUUGACUGGAUGUUUUCAGGUACACAUUGAUCGACCAGAGUGGCCCGUUCAGGAUCAUGUACUCUGGGUGAUCCCGGGUUCAUCUCUGACCCUUGACCCCCUCAGCUGGGCGUGCUGGCAUGGCGUGGUUGUGUUUUAGUGCUGGGCGCUACACUACUGUCAUUCAGGAAAUACCUGUCUGUGCCCACCAACACUGGUUUGGUUUCUACCCACUUCAUAGUAUCACGAUGUGUUGGAUUCAGGUGGACUCCCAUAGCGAGCCUCAAACUGUACAACAGACUCCUUCAAAAGAGCAACACUAGGUCGUAACAAAAGCGCUGUGAGCUGGGCAAAAAGGGAUAUUUUAUAUAUGAAGAAAACACUAGGACCGCCGAACAGACUUCUGUUGUAUUUUCUAAGAAAAGGAGGAGGGAGAGGAUGGACUCUCCAAGAGGAACUGCUACGACUCAGUGAAGGAAAAAGGGGAACGUGUUUUAAAAUUCCUUUGCGGUUUUCUUUCUGUGUUUUUAAAUGAUAAUGACAACUUGUAAUGCCAAUAAGAAACAGCUUCUGAAUGUCACGUGUACUGCUGCUGUACAUCAUAUCAAUGGCAGUCAAGGUUUAUUUUAGGGGGGGGGGGGGAUCCAUUUCCAAGCGUUACUACUUUGAAAGCAAAACCAUAGACCUCCCUCAAAUCAACAAGGUAUACCUCAGUUCCAUCUUCAUUACAACACUGCAACUCUAGAGACAGAACUACUGUUGUUUCUAGUUCUAUUAAGUAUAUUUCUGUGACAACAACGAUCUCUCUGGAAACCGUUCAGAUGACAUCAUUACUCUGGUAUUAUCGAACUGUAUACUGUACAGCUGUGGCAGGUGAAAAUAGAACCAUUAUCACCACUUUUUUUUUUUAACUAUCCCGCCAAGAGUUGUAUGACCAUACAUUUACACACGUGUAUCUGCCUUCUUGUUUUUCUUCUUGUUUUUUUAUUUAUUAUUUUUCCUUAUUUUGUCCUUCCUUGCGGUUUUAAUUAGUUUUUUAUAGAAAACAUGUUACUCCUACAUUUUAAGAGUAUUUCAAUAACCCCCUAACUCAUUGAAAAUGAUUUUAAAAAAGCACUUCUUCCUUAUUUUGGCUUGCUGUGUCAAUCGAGUAUUUAAUGAUGUGAGCAUGCCUUUUGGUUAUCCUUUGGUCUUCUUUUUAAACAAGCUCAGGAAGCUACUCUUCUGUCUCUCUUGACUCCCUAGUUAUUAUCCAUCUGUAUCUCCCAGUCCCGAACUACUUCUCGAGUCCCUUGCUACUACCCUUCUGUCUCUCCUGAGUCCCUAGCUACUACCCUUCUGUCUCUCCUGAGUCCCUAGCUACUACCCUUCUGUCUCUCCUGAGUCCCUAGCUACUACCCUUCUGUCUCUCCUGAGUCCCUAGCUACUACCCUUCUGUCUCUUCUGAGUCCCUAGCUACUACCCUUCUGUCUCUCCUGAGUCCCUAGCUACUACCCUUCUGUCUCUCCUGAGUCCCUAGCUACUACCCUUCUGUCUCCAGUCCCUAGCUACUACCCUUCUGUCUCCAGUCCCUAGCUACUACCCUUUUGUCUCUCCAGUCCCUAGCUACUACCCUUCUGUCUCUCCAUUCCCUAGCUACUACCCUUCUGUCUCUCCAUUCCCUAGCUACUACCCUUCUGUCUCUCCAUUCCCUAGCUACUACCCUUCUCUCUCUCUCUCUCCAGUCCCUAGCUACUACCCUUUACUCUCUCUCUCCAGUCUCUAGCUACUACCCUUCUCUCUCUCUCUCCAGUCCCUAGCUACUACCCUUCUCUCUCUCUCUCCAGUCCCUAGCUACAACCCUUCUCUCUCUCUCUCUCUCCAGUCCCUAGCUACAACCCUUCUCUCUCUCUCUCCAGUCCCUAGCUACAACCCUUUCUCUCUCCAGUCCCUAGCUACUACCCUUCUCUCUCUCUCCAGUCCCUAGCUACUAUCUUCUCUCUCUCUCCAGUCCCUAGCUACUACCCUUCUCUCUCUCCCUCUCUCCAGUCCAUAGCUACUACCCUUCUCUCUCUCUCUCUCUCUCUCCAGUCCAUAGCUACUACCCUUCUCUCUCUCUCUCUCUCCAGUCCCUAGCUACUACCUUCUCUCUCUCUCUCCAGUCCCUAUCUACUACCCUUCUCUCUCUCCCUCUCUCCAGUCCAUAGCUACUACCCUUCUCUCUCUCCCUCUCUCCAGUCCAUAGCUACUAGCCUUCUCUCUCUCUCUCCAGUCCAUAGCUACUACCCUUCUCUCUCUCUCUCCAGUCCAUAGCUACUACCCCCUCUCUCUCUCUCUCUCUCUCUCUCUCUCUCUCUCUCUCUCUCUCUCUCUCUCUCUCUCUAGC
Molecule: messenger RNA, 5085 nt
Organism: Oncorhynchus masou masou (cherry salmon)
Lineage: Eukaryota; Metazoa; Chordata; Actinopteri; Salmoniformes; Salmonidae
Product: activin receptor type-2A
Exons: 11
Coding region: 1135-2694 (519 amino acids)
Biological process (GO): protein phosphorylation; activin receptor signaling pathway; cellular response to growth factor stimulus
Cellular component (GO): plasma membrane; activin receptor complex
Molecular function (GO): activin binding; activin receptor activity; ATP binding
Source: RefSeq, a predicted model, not a curated record